Molecule: messenger RNA, 2166 nt
Organism: Ostrea edulis (European flat oyster)
Lineage: Eukaryota; Metazoa; Mollusca; Bivalvia; Ostreida; Ostreidae
Product: nuclear transcription factor Y subunit beta-like
Exons: 9
Coding region: 280-873 (197 amino acids)
Biological process (GO): regulation of transcription by RNA polymerase II
Cellular component (GO): nucleus; CCAAT-binding factor complex
Molecular function (GO): protein heterodimerization activity; DNA-binding transcription activator activity, RNA polymerase II-specific; RNA polymerase II cis-regulatory region sequence-specific DNA binding
Source: RefSeq, a predicted model, not a curated record
CUCAAAUUCUUCUCGAUCACAUAGGUUUGUUAUUGUAAUCUUACGACCAAUUGGACAACACGUGGAAAGUUUAAUUUGUUGUAAAUAUGAAAAAAAGAACAUUUAUUACCUUGAAAUGAAUUCAUUUCAGUGUUGAAUUUACAGGCAAAAAAUCUGUCGCCAUCUUUUUUUGUAAUCUUUGUACAUUAGGCCUAGAUAAAAUAUUUGAAUCAGGAUGAUAUAGAUCUACUUUUCGGUGAUCAGUCUAUUCAAGUGAUUUUGGAAGUUAGUCGAUGAGCCAUGGACAGUAACUCUGGCGAUGGAGUUGGGGACGGGAUGGGAGAGUCCUUUAUGGGGAGCCAGUUUGUCAUGGAGGGUGGUGGAGAUGGAGAGGAAUUAGGAACAACGGAAAAUGACGAUGACACCAGGGGAGAUAAUGAACCUCUCAGAGAACAGGAUCGAUUUUUACCAAUAGCAAAUGUUGCAAGAAUUAUGAAGAAGUCCAUACCUAAGACAGGCAAAAUUGCCAAAGAUGCAAAAGAAACGGUGCAGGAGUGUGUAUCAGAAUUCAUAAGUUUCAUCACCAGCGAAGCAAGUGAGCGAUGUCACCAGGAGAAAAGGAAAACAAUUAACGGGGAGGAUAUCUUGUUUGCGAUGUCUACACUGGGAUUUGAUAGCUAUGUGGAGCCGUUAAAACAGUACCUACAAAAGUACAGAGAGUCAUCCAAAGGCGACAAAGGUGGACCUUCAGUCGGUGUGGAGGGGACGAUAGACGAACUGGCGGAGGAAUCAUUCUCCCAGUCCCUGACUACUGGUCUGCUGACGAACGAACAGACAAGCUCACAAAACGUCAUCUACGCACAGUACCCUGGCACGAAUAUAACCUUUGGAUGAAUAGAUGAUCUGAAUUCCUGUGUUUGGAACAUGGAGACAGAGCUUCAGACUGCUUGUAGGAGAGGGGAAGACUUUAAUCAGAUCGUGCUGUCAUUUAGUGUUCGUUCCUGUGUUUGCGUGACUGGUCAGAUGGGGAGACUUGUGUGGUGCUAUGUCUCAAGUCAGUGGCACCGAAUGUCACCUUCUGCAGCAUUUUAUAGAAAAUUACAAACACACAUAUAUAUAUAUCAGUAACAUGUGUUUUUGUGGUCUACAAAUAAUUAAUGUUGUAAUUAAACAUGUGUGUUUUGGUGGUCUACAAAUAAUUAAUGUUGCAUUUUGUUAAAUAAAAUGGUUAUUUUAUUUUAUGCAUUACUGCACGGGCAAGUUUGUUGUCUUGUUUAAUGAUGUUUCCUGACAUUAACAAGAAAUGUAAAUCGUUUGUUAUUUUAGAACUCGAUGUGUUUAAACACAUGACAUAAAGACAUUACUGUGUCGGGUACUGCAUAAUGUACUAUCACAAAUAUAAGAUCUUCUCUGGUAAUGGUGAAAUAGGGAAACCAUGCUUCACUCUUCACCAUGUAGCAAUUAAAUUCUGAGUCAGAAGAGAAUAUUGGGGGGGGGGGGGGGGGUAUUUAUCAUGUUCAGUAAUGUACUUUGCAUCAAAUCUCGGGAUAUAUGGAAGAAAUUGUCGAUAUUGAAGUUUUAAUUGAUAGUUGUGUUUAAUUGUAAAUAAUGUUCUCUCUCCAGCCUAGAUAAGGAUCGCCUUGUACCUACACUCUUGACUGUUUAACAUGUGUAUGUUUUAUGUUGCUACAUGCACUUUGUAUUGUCAUCAAGAAAUGGAUGACUCCGGUAAUAGAUGUACAUGUAACAUAUUUAUUACGUGUAUUUGUUUAUUAGUGUCUAAUGCUAAUCUUGCUGAUUUCAGAUGUUUUAGUUUUUGCAGCUAUAUUGUAUUCAUUGUGUGCAGAUCUCCGUUAAUUUGAAGAAUUUUUGUUUUCGCUAUUGUUAAUUGCUUGACAAUAUGCUAAUAAUUAAGGCUAGUUAAUGUUUACCAGUAUAUAUGAUUUAAAUCCUACUUGAUUAAUGAUUGCAUUAUUUUAUGUUUAUUAAAGUACGAGUCCAUUUUGAAAAACAGCAUGAACUUAUACCAGUACUUCAUUUUGUCAUCAUUUUACAUUUUGAAAUAUGUCAUACACUAACUCUAUAAUUAUGUGUUAAAGCCUUUUUUUUUGGAUAUGUGCUUGGCACACAAUAAAGUACAUGUAACAAUUUUUUAAAAGAUCAUGUAAUUAAAAAUUCACAACUGAA